This is a messenger RNA of Haemorhous mexicanus (house finch), 675 nucleotides long. RefSeq names its product ubiquitin-ribosomal protein eS31 fusion protein-like. Gene Ontology annotation, cellular component: cytoplasm; ribosome; nucleus. The record is from RefSeq and is a predicted model, not a curated record. Gene Ontology annotation, molecular function: structural constituent of ribosome; protein tag activity; ubiquitin protein ligase binding. Gene Ontology annotation, biological process: modification-dependent protein catabolic process; translation; protein ubiquitination. NCBI's taxonomy places the organism in Eukaryota, Metazoa, Chordata, Aves, Passeriformes, Fringillidae.
AUGCAGAUCUCCAUGAAGACCCUCCUGGGGAAAACCAUCACCCUUGAGGCUGAACCUUCUGAUACUGCAGAAAAUGUGAUCCAGGAAUAGGAGAGCAUCCUUCCAGAUCAGCAGCAGCUGAUCUUUGCUGGGAAGCAGCUGGAGGAUGGACACACACUGUCCAACUGCAACAUUAGACAAGAAUCCAUUCUUUACCUGAGGAGGAGGAGGAGGAGGAGGAGGAGGAGGAGGAAGAAAGAGAAGAAGAAGAAGAAGAAGAAGAAGAAGAAGUUGUCUUACACUACUCCCAAGAAGAGCAAGCAUAAGAAAAAGAAGGUUAAGCUUGCAGUGCUCAAGUACUACAAGGAGGAUGAGAACAGCAAGAUCAGCCACCUGCACCAGGAGUGCCCCUCAGAGGAGUGUGGGCCUGGAGUCUUCAUGGCCAGGCACUUUGACAGAAACUGCUGUGACACUGCACAUGUGGCCCUCAGCACCUCCAGGACAGGAGCUGGGUCGAUGCCCUGCACGUGUGGCCCUCAGCACCUCCAGGAUGGGAGCUGGGUCGAUGCCCUGCACGCUCAGCCCAGGCUCAGGACAGCCCCAGCCAUCACCUGCCCACCUGAGGGGCCACCUGUGCCGUGUGACAAGGCGGAGGGGCAGGAGCUGAGCCGCUGUCCCCAGAUGCCCAUGCUGUGA